AUGAAAAAAUUAGGUGCAAUUGAUGCAUUUUAUCUUAACAUGUUAGCAUUAUCUAAUUUGGAAUAUGGUGGUACAACAAUUGAAGAGUUAGAAGCUCUUUCAAAAACAAGAUUUCCUGAGGAAACAACUGAUGAUCAUAAAGACGACAAUGAUCAAGCAUUUUCAAAUUCUAAUAUAAAUACAAAAGACAACACAGAUGAAGUAGUCGUAAAAAAUCCAUUUAUUUCAAAAAUGAACAAAAUAUUUAAAGUUAAAAGAGCUGUAAUAGAAAAUAAAAUAAAGCACCAAUUGACAGAAGAACAAGACGGAGAGGAAAAAUUAAAAAAUGACAAUAAUAUAUCAAAAGAAAAUUUAAAAGCAACAGAUAUUGACGAUCCAUUUGCAGAAAUUGUAACUCGUGCUCCAAAACGCCCAUGGUACCACUAUAAAAGUAGAUCUUUAAAUAGAGAUGGUAUAAUGACAAGAAAUCGAUAUCAAAAAUUAAAAUCUCAUUAUAAAAAAACAACUACAACAGAAAAGCCAAUAAUUUCUAGUAAAAUUGCUCAAGAAAUUGAAGAAUAUCAUAGGCCUUUCAUAAUAGCCUUACCAAUUCCGCCUACAUUUAACUAA
This is a messenger RNA of Strongyloides ratti, 609 nucleotides long. RefSeq lists its product as hypothetical. The record is from RefSeq and is a predicted model, not a curated record. NCBI's taxonomy places the organism in Eukaryota, Metazoa, Nematoda, Chromadorea, Rhabditida, Strongyloididae. Bases 1 to 609 code for a protein of 202 amino acids. The transcript is spliced from 2 exons.